Erigeron canadensis is the source of this 3819-nucleotide messenger RNA. Its product is annotated as formin-like protein 20. The transcript has 17 exons. Lineage: Eukaryota; Viridiplantae; Streptophyta; Magnoliopsida; Asterales; Asteraceae. The record is from RefSeq and is a predicted model, not a curated record. Bases 1 to 3819 code for a protein of 1272 amino acids.
AUGGCGCUGUUCAAACGUUUCUUUUAUCGUAAACCGCCGGAUCACCUUCUUGAGAUUUCUGAGAAGGUUUUCGUCUUUGAUUGCUGCUUCUCGUCGGAUGUACUGGAAGCAGAUACGUACAAAACCUAUAUGAGUGGCGUUAUCACUGAACUCCAGGACUACUAUCCAGAUACUUCUUUCAUGGUUUUCAACAUGAAAGAAGGUGGUAACAACACUACCCAAAUUUCUGAUAUAUUCUCUAAUUAUGAUAUGACAGUCACGGAGUACCCUUGGCAGUAUGAAGGAUGUCCAUUGUUACCAUUAGUAACGAUCAAUAAGUUUUUAGAAACUUUCGAAAGUUGGAUGAUAUCUUCUGAACCAAAAAGUGUGCUUUUAAUGCACUGUGAAAGAGGAGGGUGGCCCGUGCUCGCUUUUAUGCUUGCUGCACUUCUUUUGUUAAGGAGGCAGUAUACUGGUGAGCAAAAGACUCUUGAAACGGUGUAUAAACAAGCUCCUCGUGAGCUUCUUCAUCUUUUGUCACCACUAAAUCCUCAGCCAUCGCAGCUAAGGUAUCUUCAGUACAUCGCCAAAAGAAAUUUAGGUGUUGAUUGGCCACCUGAAGAGGCACCUCUAGCUUUAGAUUGUGUCAUACUUCGAGUCCUUCCGUUGAUUGGUGGUAAGGGUUGCCGACCCAUUAUCCGCAUAUAUGGUCAUGAUCCGUUCUCAAUUGCAUCAAGUAAAAGCUGUAAGCUUUUAUUUUCAACCUCAAAUACCAAGAGUCAUGCUCGCUAUUAUGGAAUGAAUGAAUGCCACCUAGCAAAAAUAGAUAUCCACUACCGUGUUCAAGGGGAUGUGGUUCUUGAAUGCAUACAUUUGGAUGAUGAUCAUGUAAAGGAGGAGAUUCUGUUCAGAGUAGUGUUCCAUACAGCAUUUGUCCGAGGCUAUGUAUUGAUGUUGGGCCGUGAUGAAGUUGAUUUAAUUUGGGAUGCUCGGGAUCAGGUGCCCAAGGACUUCAAGGCAGAGGUACUUUUUGUGGAUGCUGAUCCUCUACCAUCUAUUAUCAACACAGAACGAGUAUCUAUUGAUGGGAGUGAAUCAACUGGAAGUGGUUCAGGGGAUGAGUUCUUUGAGGUAGAAGAAAUAUUUAGCAAUGCGGUUGACCAUGAUGAUUUUAAAGUAGAAGAUACAAGUUUUUUUGAAGAUGAUAUAUCUGGAUUUGAAGUAGAACCACCUUCAUCUCAAGAUCAUCCAUCAUAUGGCAGAAAUCAAAUCCACCAUCAUGAGGCUGACCCGAGUCUUCAAUUGGUUGAAGAUGUUGAUUUGAAGCCUACAAUUGUAAAAGACGUUGAUACGAAGGCUUCAAUAUUCAAAGAUGUUGAUUUGAAGUCAACUGUGGUACUUACGAGUGACUCAUAUGAGGUGGAUAGGUCAGACGUGAACCUGGAUGGUUUAGUAGAGGAAGUAGAAGUUAAAAAAGAUACAGAAGAGAAUCAAAGGGUGAAGGAGGUGCAGACUACUAGUAUUGUUAGUCAGAAAAGUUUGGGGAACUUAAAAAAAGAAAGCCCGAAACAUGUAAGACAGGUGAAAUCAGAUGUUAUACCAUGGUGGGUUCCUUCUAAUAAAGGGUUCUAUGCAAGACGUAAAAGUGCACCACCUGUGUUACCACCAUCAACGGAGUCUAAAUUAGGGGAGAAAAAGGUUUUUGAAGGAAAAAGGAGAUCCAGGAAACAAGCUUCCUGUCCGCCAUCUUUGGAUGUGCAACGAGUGAAGAAACCUUAUGAUGGAUCACUUGAUUUGCCAAAAUCUGUAAAGAACAUGCAAAUCAAACCUGUGAUUGCCCCAUCACCACUACUACCAUCACCUGGUUCACCUCAACAAGCACCAUCUCUGGAUGCACAAGUAAAGAAACCUUGUGAUGGCUCACUUGAACUGCCAAAAUCUGAAAAGAGCAUGGAAGUUAAAUCAGCGGAGGUCCCAUCACCUCCUGUAUGUGAAGCUACAGCUACACCGCUACCACCUCCUGUACAAGAUGCCCAACCCUCACCUUCGCCAUCACCACCACUUCCGGUGAAUGAAGCCCCUGCUCCACUUAAUGUAUCCACACCUACUAAGCCUGGUGCUUCAGCUCCUCCGCCUACUCCUCCAAUAAACACGAUAGCAGCAGUCGCUCCACUACCACCACAGCCGCCACCCAUUACUGAAGCAAUUGCUCCACCUCCUCCACCUCCACCUCCUCCACCUCCUUCAGGUGCUCAUGUAUCUGGGCCUCCACCACCUCCUCUACCACCACCUGGAACACCUGCACCACUACCACCUGCAGCACCUGCACCUCCACCGCCACCUGGAGUACCUGCACCUCCACCGGCACCUCCACCGCCACCUGGAGCACCUGCACCUCCACCGCCACCUGCAGCACCUGCACCUGCACCUCCACCGCCACCUGGAGCACCUGCACCUCCACCACCACCUGGAGCACCUGCACUUCCUCGACCACCCGGAGUGCCUGGACCUCCUCCACCACCUGGAGGAGCACCUGGACCUCCUCCACCACCUGGAGCCCCUGGACCGCCAGGUGGCCCUCCACCUCCACCAGGUCGUCUAGGUGGUGGCCCAGGUAGAGGGAGAGGACGAGGAGGACUUCAAGUAAAAAAAUCCAAUCUAAAGCCAUUGCAUUGGAACAAGGUAAGUAGGGCAUUGGCAGGAAGUUUGUGGGCCGAAUUGCAGAAUAAUGGCACCCAAAGGUACGUGCCAGACUUUGAUAUGUCAGAAAUUGAGACACUUUUCUCUGCAAUAGCUCCAAAGAAAGUUGCUCCCAAAGAUGCGGAGAAGAAAAAAGCUUCUAGUUCAAAACCUGAAGUAGUCCACUUGAUUGAUCUGAGGAGGGCCAAUAACACGGAAAUCAUGCUGACAAAGGUUAAAAUGCCGCUUCCUGAAAUCACAGAGGCAAUUCUUGCUAUGGAUGAAGAACGAUUAGAUGUUGAUCAAGUAGAAAAUAUUCUUAAAUUCUGUCCCACGAAAGAAGAGAUGGAGCAACUCAAGAAUUAUACAGGUGACAAGGAACUACUGGGCAAGUGUGAACAGUAUUUCCUGGAGCUAAUGACGGUGCCCCGUAUGGAGGCAAAAUUAAAUGUUUUUUUGUUCAAAAUUCAAUUUAACACUCAGCUUGCAGAAUUUAAGAAGAAUCUAGACAUUGUAAACUCUGCAUGUGACGAGGUCCGGAAGUCUAACAAGUUGAAGGAAAUCAUGAAGAGAAUUUUAUAUUUAGGGAAUACGUUAAAUCAAGGAACUGCUAGAGGUGCUGCAGUUGGUUUCAAGUUGGAUAGCCUUUUGAAACUGACUGAUACACGAUCCACAACCAGCAGAAUGACUCUAAUGCAUUAUCUCUGCAAGGUUCUUGCCACCAAGGCACCAGCCCUUCUAGAUUUCCAUGAGGAUCUUGUUAGCCUUGAAGCUGCAACCAAGGUACAAUUGAAAGCCUUAGCAGAAGAAAUGCAGGCCAUUAUCCUUGGUUUGAAAAAAGUCAAGCAGGAACUAGAUGCAUCCGCAAAUGAUGGCCCAAUAUCUGAAGGUUUUCACAAGGAAUUGAAAGAGUUCAUUGGCAAUGCUGAGGCGGAAGUGAACAGUGUAACAAAUUUUUAUGCCGUUGUGGGUAGAAAUGCUGAUGCUUUGGCCUUAUAUUUUGGUGAAGACCCUGCUCGUUGCCCUUUUGAACAAGCUACUCUAACCCUAUUGAACUUUGUGAGACUCUUCCGAAAAUCCGAUGAGGAGAACCGUAAAAAUGCUGAAGCAGAAAAAAAGAAAGAGGAGGCGGAGAAAGCAAAAAAAGCUGGUGAAAAGUAA